UUGAGUGAAGGGUUGCGUGACAAUAACCUAGCUUUUAUAAUUUAGGUCCCCCCAAAAAUCGAAGUGUUGUGCGUUAUACUUCAAAAACCUAAAUUUUGUGUUUUAGACUUCUGAAAAGAAAAUCCGAAUUUCGUGCUUUCGACUCCAAAAAUCUAAAUUUUGUGUCAGACUCCAUCAAAUCUUAAUGUUGUGCUUUAGACUCAAAAACCUGAUCUUUGUGCGAGACUCCAGAAAAAUCUUAAUUUUGUGCUUUAGAUUAAUUUAAAAGAUUGUGCCUAAGUCUCUAGAAAAAUCUUAACUUUGUGCUUUAGAUUAGAAAAAUAUAUAUUGUGCUUCAGACUCCAGAAAACCUAAAUUCUGUGCUUUAGACCCCAUGAAACCUUAAUUUUGUGCCUUAGACUAAAAAUCAUUCUAAAUAUUUUGUUUUAUACUCCAUACAAACCAUGAUAUUGUGCUUUAGACUCCAAUUAUUCGAAAUUUUGUGCUGUAGACUCCAAAAAAAAAAAGUUGAUAAAAAACAAUGUUGUGUUUCAGCCUCCCAAACAACCAAAAUUUUGUACUUGAGACUAAAGAAAGCCUAAAGUUUGUGCGUAAAAAAUAGUGGCAUAGGCAAUGACGCGAAUAGAUACUGUUAACGUUUCAAGACUCCAAACUUCAAACAAGAAAGAAUUAUUGUUGUCAUUGAAGGGAAGAAUCACCAUGUCGGAUAUGAUAUAGCUACGGCUGGAGAAUCUUACGUCAUCGGCCUACAGAUGAAUCUAUACCAGCCGAGGACUCUCAAUUCCUACGCCAGGUAUUACUUCAGCAAAGACAACUCUACCCAAAGGCAAACGAAGGAAAUGACCUUGACGUCCCUCUGUUAUAGGUUUUGGAUCCUACAGUACAGGGAUGUCAGUCCUUUCUUCUCCUACGCUUAUUCAGACAGGGCGGACAACGCUUUGCUGGCGUUUCAGAAAGUCGAUACUCUGGACUUUUACUUUAACGACGAGAAGGAGUAUUCACAGUUGGUUCUGGACGACACGAUUGAAGUGUGGCAUCAUCACUGCCUGGUCUUUACUUACCCAACUUACAAGAUCUACGUAGAUGGCGUGCUGGCCACAGAAGGGCGGCUGGGUGCUGACUCCGCGGUGAUUCCCCUGAACGGGACGAUUUACCUGGGUCAUGACCAGGACAGCUACGACGGGGGCAGAGAUACAGAGCAGACUCUCUCCGGGUACCUCUCGCAGGUGAAUAUGUGGGACUAUCCCUUGGAGAAUGAAGACAUCAAGAAUAUGGCCGAAUGUCGUAUCAACCUGAGAGGAAACAUCAUAUCGACUGACACAACACCUUUUGAAUUCUCGUUAGCAGAAAUCAACACUACUGAAAUCACCCGCUUUUGCCAAAAGAGUGAAAAAGCAGUCUUUAUCCCAGAGCAGAUGUACCUAGACCACGCCAUAAAAUUUUGUAGUUUAUUACACGCUUCAUUGUAUAUUCCGGAGAAUGCAGAAGAAAAUGCUCAGCUGACGAUUCAAGCAAAGAAAUUCAACGAUAUAUGUGUGGGUAACAGCUACAGACUUAUGUAUUUAGGGGCCACAGAUAAGGUUAAAGAGGGACAGUGGUUAAAGGUAGCCGAUGGCAAACCGAUCGAGUACUCCAACUGGUUUGUUGGAGAACCCAAUGGUGACACCAAAGACAACUGCUUGGUACUUCGCAGGAACGAUGACCACUGGGCAGACAUCGUCUGCGAUUAUGAGCUUUGUUUCUCCUGUGGCACAACAAACAAAGAUUUCCUACAGUUGCGCGGGCUCUGUGAGGAAAAAGAACACCAGACAAGAUUCUGCUAGAAGGCCACAUUAACUCAAAGCCAUACUUCAGGGGAUACUACAAUCUACUGAUCUAUCACUCAGGUCAAAAAGACUGGUUUCUCAGGAAUGCCAACACUAACACCACGUUGGCCCACUUACCCCUCGCCAGAGCCUCUGAAUAUCCAGUUGGGCGCCAUACUUGGGAAGUUCGGAGCCCGUUUUGCAACAAUGAAGUCGGGAUGUCCGUAGUUUUGGGCUUGUCCAUCUGUACAACGCAGGAGUUCAUGUGCACGGACGGCUCGUGCGUUCACCGGUCCGUGCGCUGCAAUCUCCUAGACGAUUGCUUAGACCGAAGCGACGAGGAGAACUGCACCCUUGUCGUGUUAAGCGAGGGCUACCAAAACUACAAGCCGCCCCCUGGCGCGGCCUUCGGAAUCCCGCUCAAGAUAUCGCCUGAAGUCAACCUGGUGCGGUUCUCCCAGAUCGACGACAUCAACCUGGCCUUUUCCAUGGAGAUCGAGGUCGCCCUCGUAUGGAUGGACCGGAACCUCUAUUUCAACAACCUCAAGUCGGAGGAGGGGAAGAACCAACUCAGCGAGAAGGAGGUGGAAGCGGUGUGGUCGCCGGAGAUCGAGUUUCUCAACAUCAACGACGGGCGGCUGCAGCUUCUCAAGACUGGCGUCUACGCGAGGCAGGUGGCGGAGCCUGAACCUCCCGUCUUUACGGAUGUUAAAAUGGACACCAUCUACCAACCGAAGAGCAGCAGGCUGGUGAAGCGUCAGCAGUACUACGCCAGUUUCAACUGUCAGUUUGAACUGUUCAGUUACCCUUUCGACACUCAGACUUGUCAGAUCAUCAUCAAACUGGCUUCAGCUGACAGGAAGGUUAUCGAUCUGGAGAACGCUACUGUGACCUACAGCGGCAUGAAGUACCUUCUCAAGUACGAGGUGAAGAACAUCAACAUCCUUUUGCAACCCAGCGGCGGUUAUGCUAUCAUGGAGGUAACAUUUGACCUGGAACGCAGAUACAGUCUUCUGGUGCUGACAGUAUUUCUGCCAACGUUUCUGCUAAUGGGUAUCAGCUAUGGCACGCUGUUCAUCAAGCCUAAGGAUUUUGACACGCGAUCGAUGAUGGCGCUGACGACGCUGCUCGUGAUGUACACGAUGUUCGACCAGGUGUCCAGCAACCUCCCAGACACGGCCUACAUCAAGAUGGUGGAUCUCUGGUUUUUCUUCUGCAUAUUUACCAUCUUCAGCGUCAACAUUAUCCACAUCUGGGUGGAAUUUCUCCCUCCUGGAGACGAUGACGACCUUUUCUCGAGAAGGGACCGGGUGUCACCCAUCACCAAUGGGCUCAAGAAGGAAUCUCCCAUGAUCUCCACGGCGGGCUGGACUGCAGAGAAAGUGCUCUCAUGGUCUCGAAAGAUUGUUUAUCCUACCAUCAUCCUCGUCUUCGCUUUCAUCUUCUGGAUCGUCAUCUUCACUGCUGAGGCCAUCUUGGUGUGAAUUUAACUGGGGGAAACUAAACGGUUACACAUCCAAGGGCCAGGAUACUGGUAUCUCACAGAGAAUAAACUAAACAAACCAGCGUUAACACUAGUCGUAUGUCAGGCUUAUUCAUACCUGAAAUUAUAAUAAAAGCCUUAAAAAGGACAGGCGUUGAAACUGUUCCACUGGAAUUUUUAGUAGCAAUUUGAAGUGCAAAUCGAAAAUUAUACAUCUACAGCAAAAACUGCCAAGGGUAGUCCUACGAAGCAAGGUCUUGAGACUGACGCUAUGUAGGCCUACGUAUCCCGUAUCAUAAAAAAAAUACUGACAAAUUACUGUUACAGCACCAGACAGAAAGUUGACUGGAGAGGGGAGAAUGUUAUAUGCAUUAAGGAACAAAAUGAAGCGAUAUGUGUAAAACAUACAGCAUCUAUAAUAUACGCAUGACGGCCACAAUGUAGGUUCAGAUGGUUUACUUAAAAAUAAAAAAAAUAAAUAAAUGUCCAUUUCACGGCUGUUUACUUGAUUUUCGUCCAUAACACCAUACCAAAGCAUCGGAUAUCGAUCGUAUUUUGGGAAUAGCUAUUUAAAGCCACAGCCUAAUUGGCAAAAAAUAUGCAGUAAUGUUUAAUGUUGAUAAUUAAGUAACCCAACAGAGUAAAAGUUAAGAAAUUUAAAGGGGGACUUAGCUAAAUCUAUCAGAGUCGUUGAUAGAGGCUAGUAAAACGUCAUUACUGAAGGCCCUCCCAUGCACUCGUUGAUACUGUAAUAUGACUUACUUUACUAGACACCCCGCCCAUAUACUCUAUGAAUGAAGACUCGAAUGUUGGUAGUAGUAGUGAUAGUCGGCGGUGUUUACAUUAUGCAAGGUUACCAGGUGUCCGGCCAGAGCACCUCUAAAUGAUCGCAUAUUAGACCAUUUCCAAAGGUUUUGAAUAACUGAUAGUGAAAAGGCGAAUAGAAAUUUCGUUAUAAUUGUUAUGUAGUAUUCCUAUAGCCAACGCAAAUUUGUACAAUUAAAAUAUUAAUACUACCAUAUGUACAUUUACCAAAUUCCUUUCUUUUAAUAUUGUCAUAUGUAUAUACCAAAUCCUUAUUCAUUGCUCGUGGUAUCACCAGUGGAAUCCGUAAUAUUAUCGUCAUGCUCAACCAUGAUUCGCCUAGCUUUUCCUUUAAUACUGGAAUUUGAUGCACUCAUGCUUCUGUUUUAUUAAUGACCUCGGUGCUAUGAGCGGAAUACAGUUACUGUUUUCAAUGAUAAUGACACAUUCUAACAAGCGUUGUAUGGCAUUUUCUUUGGUAUGUUUUAAUUGAAAUCUGUAUCUCUAUCUUUCGUUUCAACUGCUAUGGUCGCUUUUUUAGGUGACGAGCGCUAAGAAGCAGAGAAGCAGUAGUUUCAACUCGGUAAAGUUUAAACAAAAUCCUGAACAAUGUCUACAUUUAUUUACUUUGUACAGAUAAAGAUGUUUAGAUUAUCAUCCAUUCAUGGUAUGUUAUAUUAUAAUUUCAAUAAUUAUCGCAUAUCCUACUUUGAGUUUCUACGGUCAUUAUCAUAGUAUACUUAGAACCCUGCUAUUAGAUCUGAUGUCAUACUUUACUUUACGUCAGAACUAGCCUCUCUCCUUUUUUUACUCUGCCUUAACUAUCCACAUUAGCCAUUAAUGCAUAUUUUUCACAAUUAGGCUGUGGGUUGAAAUAGCUAUUUCCAAAACACGAUUAAUAUCAGACGCUUUGUAAAGAUUAUAUCGACGAAAAUCUAUUAAACACGACCAUGAAAUAUAGGUGCAACAACUACAAUAUACGUCACCAAUACUCCUUGGUAAGUUGUUCCUAACGUAGAAUUGGUAAACGAGAACAGAAACGGCUCGCAAAAACUGUAAAGAGAACCCAAAUGACGUAGUUUUUUUUUUUAAAGAAGUAAUGAUAAAUGAUUAAAAGAAAACUUUUAACAUGCUUUAAGCAAGACCACCGAGAUAGAAGGCCUGUUCGAUGUUUUGUGACGUAAGCAAGGGUGGUCCGAGCUCCUAGCACCGACUACGCUGCCAGACGAAAGAAAUAUAAACAAACCCUCGCCAAAGUCUAUGAUUUUUGGUCUGCCAGUUAUUAAUUUACUUAUUUUCUCGUCUACACUAAUUAGUGUACACCAAAUAAUACUUACUCGAAACACAAGUUACAAAGAUUAAUAUAAAAUGCUGAACCAAAACAAUUUGUUUAGUUACAAUACAGUCUACCAAAGAAUAAACAGCAGUGCAUAGGUUUAAAUCACAAAAAAACUUGGUUCUUUCUACUAUAUGUGAAUGAAAUAAUUCUGUCUUACAUACAGUCAUUAUUUUGGUAUUUACAUAUUCUAAUUUCUCUUUGGCUACAAUAGUUAUUUUCUUGAACAACAAUUACUCAAUGAAACGUUAGUAGAAACCCUUAUUGUUAAUUUCUCUGUUUUUCUGUACUAUAACCUUCAUUACUUAUUUGGGCAGCUUAUCUAUUAUUUACCUUUUGACAUUUAAAAGUUUAAAUUCAUGAUUGUCGACCACAUGUAAAAAUUUUGACAUUUGCAUCCUGAAUAAAAGGGAGUGAUUUUUUCCAAUAGUUAGUAAAGCUUGAACGAUAUAUUCAUUGGAUAUUUGUAGAACUAAAUGAACAUUUUGUUUCUCAAAGGU
This is a messenger RNA of Macrobrachium nipponense, 5928 nucleotides long. RefSeq names its product serotonin-gated chloride channel mod-1-like. The record is from RefSeq and is a predicted model, not a curated record. Lineage: Eukaryota; Metazoa; Arthropoda; Malacostraca; Decapoda; Palaemonidae. The coding region runs from base 2024 to 3289 and encodes 421 amino acids. Gene Ontology annotation, biological process: monoatomic ion transmembrane transport; signal transduction; regulation of membrane potential. Gene Ontology annotation, cellular component: neuron projection; plasma membrane; synapse. Gene Ontology annotation, molecular function: neurotransmitter receptor activity; transmembrane signaling receptor activity; extracellular ligand-gated monoatomic ion channel activity. The transcript has 10 exons.